AUGAAGGAUGCCGCAUAUUGUCCAGUUGACGAUGGCAGUGACUGCCGCGGGAGCAGCAGUCUUGACAAAGACGAAUCCAGACGAGUGCUUCUUAGCAGACCGUUUGAGGACCAUGUGGUUCACUCCAGUCCACCCAUGAGCCGAAAGUACUUGUUCUUCGGAUUGUUCUGUGUCGUUCUACUGAUGUUGAAUACUGUGAUGCUUGUUUUCAACCUCUGGACAACCACGCCCCAUUCCCGCAAAGAAGGCUUCAUUCAGAAGCCUACAGAUUACUGGUUGCCAGGCUUUGAAAGUGGAAUCGUUUACGAGAAACGACAAUUCCAUAGCGCCCAUUCAGAAUACGCGGGUGUGGGACCGGAGGUAGAUGCCAAAUGGCACGACUUGACAAGAGGUGCAAUGGGCAUCAGUCGCCAGCAGCUGACAGCAUUGAACAAUCAUCCCGAUGUUGCAGUACAGAUCGAAAACGCUGGCCCUGACCAAGAGUAUAUGGCGACCUUUGACGUUCUUCACCAAUUACACUGUGUUGAUCUCCUGCGGAAAGGUAUCCACAUGGAUUACUACAAAGACAAAGAUGAGCAUUUCGUGAAUCAAACAGAUGAGCGUAUCUUCUUUCACUUAGGUGGGUCUUAA
Aspergillus luchuensis is the source of this 630-nucleotide messenger RNA. Its product is annotated as oxidase ustYa family protein. The coding region runs from base 1 to 630 and encodes 209 amino acids. The transcript is spliced from 4 exons. Gene Ontology annotation, biological process: mycotoxin biosynthetic process. The record is from RefSeq and is a predicted model, not a curated record. NCBI's taxonomy places the organism in Eukaryota, Fungi, Ascomycota, Eurotiomycetes, Eurotiales, Aspergillaceae.